Molecule: messenger RNA, 3102 nt
Organism: Candida dubliniensis CD36
Lineage: Eukaryota; Fungi; Ascomycota; Pichiomycetes; Serinales; Debaryomycetaceae
Exons: 1
Coding region: 1-3102 (1033 amino acids)
Source: RefSeq, a predicted model, not a curated record
AUGAGUUAUUUUAUUGUUCCUUCAGUUUCAUAUCAAACUAAUCAAAAACUACAAAAACAAAAACAAAAACUGAAACAAAAAGAUAAACAAAAACAAUCUAAACGAAAGAAGAAACUGAGUCAAAGUAGUGGAAGUAGUAGUAGUAGUAGUAGUGGUGGUGGUGGUGCCACAACAACAACAAAAUCUGGUCAAUUGGAAUUAACUAUAGAUGAAGAAAUGAAUGAACAAGAAGAAUAUACUGAAGAAGAUGAUGAUGAUUAUGAAGAAGAAGAAGAUAAUAAAUCUAUUCUAACAACAAAUUCAAUUUCUUCAAGAUAUAAAAGUAAUAAACGAAUUGGUCAUAAAUCAAAUAAUAAUUCAAAUCAAAGGCGAAAACUACCAUCACAACAACAACAACAACAACAACAACAACAAGAUAUUUCACCAACAACAAAAGUAAUAAAAACUAAUUCAUCUCCAUCUGUAUUAGAAGAACCAUUACAACAACAACAAAAAUUACCAUAUAAAGAAGAUAUUAAUCAAGAAGCUACAAUGAUUGCAUCAAAAUAUGGUGAAGCAUUAAGAUCAGGAUCAAAUCUGACUUCUAAUAAAUCUGGAACUACAACUGGUGGUAGUAGUAGUAAUAGUAAUAGUAGUAGUAACCCUAAUAUUACUAGUUUAGCUAUACCACCACCACCACCACCAACAACAACAAAAAGUUUAAGGAGACAUCGAUCAAAUUCAACAUUAUCUACUUCUUCCACUCCAUUAUCAUCAUCACCAUUACAAUCACAAUCACAAUCACAAUCACCAUUACAAUCACAAUCACAAUAUAAUCAAAAUCAAGCAUUUCAUAGAAAUACUUCAAUUACAUCAAGUUUAAGUCAAAAUUCACAAAAUUCUUUAACUAAAGAUAAUUCAUCAUUAAAUAGUAAAUUUAGGAAAUUAUCAUUUUUUAAUACUAGUAAUAAUUCAAUUAUUACAUCUAAAAGAAAAGAAAGUAUAAGUUCACUGCCUGGAGGAAUUGAAUCACCUGGUUCUACAUCAGGAACAAGAUCAGGAACAAGAUCAAGAUCAACAUCAGUAUCAGGAUCUAAAGUUGAUGGAUCUUAUUUCCCAGAUUAUUCUGAUAAAACGUCAUUGUCAUCACCAAAUACAAACCCAAAUACAAACCCAAACCCAAAGACAAAUCCAAAAUCAAAUUCAAAACCAACACUUUUAGAAAAUCCAUCAUCAGUUUUACCUCCAUUUAAAGUAAUUACUGAUUUAUCAGUUUAUAAUACACCUGAAGGAAUUGAAAGUAAUUUUUUUGCACCCAAUUAUCAAGUUUUCCGUUAUAAUAGUUUUCUUGAUUUAUUAAGUGAAUAUCAUCAAGGUGAUGCUAUUAAUGUAUCAACAAUUAGAUAUCAUUUACUUUUAAAAUUUAUAAUUAAACAAAAAAAUGCUCGAGAUUUUAUUAGAAAUGCUAAUGCUAAUGGUAAUAAUAUUAAUACAACAAAUUCUUAUCAUUUAACCAUGACAGAAAGUGUUUUUGCUUAUCAAUUAUAUGGACCAUUAAGAUAUUUACUUCGAUAUUUAAUAAAACAAAAAUUCCAAGAAGAAAAAAAUAACAUUAGUCGUGGUGAUGAUAAUGAUGAUAAUGAUGAUGAUAAUAAUAAUAAUAAUGAUGAUAAUGAUGAUGAACAAUUUUAUAAUCAUGAAGAAUUAAUACAAAUGAAUUUUAUUAAUUUUAUUAGAUAUAUUAUGCAAUUACCUGAAAUUAAAGAUUCAAAAAUAAUUCUUAAUGAAACUGAAAAAAAAAUUUAUGAAUUUAAAGAAAUUUUUCAAAAUACUGCUAAAGCAUUAUAUAUUUUGAAAAAAGAUAAAUUACCAACAACACCAACAACAACAACAACAACAAUUAAUGAAACUAAAGAUGAUAAAGAACAACAAGAUUCUCAAGGUCAAAUGAAAUUAUUAGUAGAAACCAUUACGAAAAUUUGUUAUGAAUAUAUUUUAUUAGAAAAAUAUCGAUUAGAUAUUAUAUCUAAAUUUCAUAAUAAUCAUUUAAUUGAUAAAGAUAUAUUAAAAGAAUUAUUUGAUAAAUAUAAUAAUAAUAUGAAAUUGAAAAAUCCUGAAACUGUGAAAGUAUUUCUUUAUAAUAUAUCUAAUCUGAUUCAAUUUGGUUGGUAUUUUGCUAUUACAAUUCCAUUUGUAAGAGUUAUUGAAUCAAAUAUUUAUAAUGAAGAUUUAAAUCUUAUUAAAAAUUAUGAAAAAUAUUAUCAAUUUGAAAAAAAAAUCAUCAAUAAAUUAAAUCAAAAAAUAAAUUUUCAAUUUAGUGAUAAAGAAUUAUUUGAUAAUCAUAUUAAAAAAUUAUUAUUUAAAUCAUUUAAUGAUUAUAAUUUAUUAUCAAUGGAAAAAUUAAUUAAAUUAAUUAGAAUAAUUGAUAAUCAAUCAAAUAAAUUUUUAAAAAUUAAUCGAAAUGAAAUUCCUAAUCCUUCUAAAAAUUUUUCAACAAAACCAAUGAAUUUUGAAUAUUUUAAUCAAUCAAUAAUUAAAAUUAAUUCAAAUAAUUUUGAUAUGAUUCAUUCAUCAGAUUUAAUUAUUCAAAUUAAUUUAAAUAAUUAUAAAACUUUAAUUUCGGAAUUUUAUAGAAUUUUAAAACCUGGAGGUAUAUUAAAUUUAGAUUGUAUAAAUUUUGGUGGUGAAAAUUUUCAUGAAUUUAAUUUAAAAUAUUUUUCCAAAAAUCAAUUCCCAGAAAUUUUAAAUAAUGAAGAUUAUGGUAUUAGUAAACAUUUUAAUAGUAUUACUAAUUUUCUUGAAAUUAUUUUAAAAGAAUUAAAUAAAGUUUUCAAAAACAAUGGCAAUGAUAAUGAUGGUGGAUCAGUUAAAUUUGGUAUUUCUUUAUUAAGUUCAAAACUGGAUUUACAUAGUUUUGCUACAAAAUUUGUUUCAAUGAGAUUACUUGAAGUAUUAGGAAAAUUUGAUUUAUAUUGUGAUUAUUUUCUGGAUGCUGGUGAUAAUAUUAAAGCUCUUGAUGAUGAAAGUAUUCAUUUUGGUGUACAAAUUAGAGCUACCAAAGGAGGAGGAGGAGGAGGAGGAGGAGAAGGACAAGGAGGGAAAAAUUCACUGGAAAAUAGUUAA